This is a messenger RNA of Empidonax traillii (willow flycatcher), 1120 nucleotides long. RefSeq lists its product as uncharacterized. The record is from RefSeq and is a predicted model, not a curated record. The transcript has 7 exons. Lineage: Eukaryota; Metazoa; Chordata; Aves; Passeriformes; Tyrannidae. Bases 1 to 1101 code for a protein of 366 amino acids.
AUGCCCGGGCGGAGCGGAGCGGUGUCCGGGGCGCGGGGCUGUGCCCGCGGUGCGUUCGGGCGGAGUGGAGGGGUGUGCGGGGCGGAUCGCGGUGCCCGCCGUGCGCUCCCCGCCCGGGCGCGGCGCUCGGCCCUGGCAGCGCCGCGGCUGCUGCGCCUGCGGCCGCCGCCGGUGUCGCACCAUUUGGCUGUCACCCCGUCGCAAACGCCGCCGCUGCUUUGCGGCUCCCGCCGGCACGUGACGGCGCGGGGAGGCAGAGCGGCCCCGCUCGCGGGUGGCGGGCUGCGCGCGACCCCCGCUCGACACCCCCGCGUGACACCCCGCGCGGGCUCCGCGGCGCGAGCCCCCUCAGCCCUCACGGGCCCCUCAGGCCCCUCUGCCCGCUCCCCCUCCGCAGCCCCGCGGCCGCCUCGCCGCCUCCCUCCCUCCUUCCACACUCCGCCGGUGCCGCUUCCCCCUCCGUUAAGCUCCAGUGUUGGAAAAUCCUGUGAAUUCUUCCAGUGGUGGCGGGGAUGGAGGUGGGGGGGCUUGCGUGUGGCACAUCCCUGGUGUUGGGGGCUGCAGGGGCUCGGCUCCCCUAGGCCCAGGAGGCAGGUGAAGCCCUCGGUUUGUGGGUUAGCGAAGGCAGGUAGCUCAGGAAGGAGAGGUCACGCUUGUCUCAAGCGCCUGGAGAGAGGGCAGCCACCUGCCGCCCUGGGGACCUGGAGCAGUGGCCCGGGAGGUUGUGAGUCUGGAAAGCACAAGGCAGCUGUGGACAACUGUAGCUCUGCAUUUAAGUACUGUGACAGUGAAUUACUGAGCAAGAGGGAACAUUUUGAUGCAAGUGACAUUGAGGAAAACCUGUGCAAUUAUCCAGCUGCACUUACACUGUUAAGGGAGGUCGUUCUGGAUCACAGGAAUGGCCUUCCAAGCAAUAAAAUUCCAUGUUAUCAUUGUCCCAAGGCAGAGUGGAGGUAUAAAGCAGCUGUGUCAGUCAGCAACUUCCGUGCCAAGAAACGGGGAGGAGUUGCUUUAAGGCCACAACAUCGUUAUGCAUCAUCAUCAGACUUCCAUGUGGGAGGUGGGUGGACUAACACACUGAGCUCACUGCUGAACUGCUGAACUUGGCUCCUCUGGCUCC